AUGAUUCUCCCGAUUUUUCUCAUUUUUCUCAUUUCAAUUUCAAUUGCUCAAAAUCCAUUGACAACUUUCUCUGAAGAUAUCAUAAAUCUUCAUAAUAAAAUGAGAAGUGCUAAUUCAAUGAGAGAAGAGUUUCAAUUAAUAACAGCAACAAACAUGAGAAAAAUGGUGAGUUUUCUGAACCGGGGAAGGUUGAGAAACCCAUCAAAGUUUAGAUUACUUCUGAAUAGUGCAAGUAAAACUUCGGGCUGCUCUAAUUUUUCAAAUGUUGUAUUUUCAGAAAUGGAAUGAGAGCCUAAUUCAUAACGCAUGUAAUCAAGAUGUUUGCUAUUUUCACAAUUAUCGCGAUGAUUUCACAAGUUCACAAAUUGUACGAAGUCUAUGGGAACCAAUAAAAUCCGAACUAAUAAAACUAGGAAAUUAUCAAAUGUUAUAUAUUACAAGCGAAACUUGGGAGAAUCUGAAUCCAAUGAUGAAAUUCGCAAUUCAAAUGAUAUGGGCUGAAGCAUCUCAAGUUGGAUGUGUUAUACAAAAACAUGUAUCGUUGGGUUCAUAUUUGUAUUGUGCAUAUGAUGUUUCUGUCAAACCUCAAGCAUUCAUUUAUGAAGCCGGAAUACCUUGCUCAAAAUGUCUAAGCAUGAGAAUGCAAUGUGAAUUGUCAACUGGUCUUUGUUUUUGAUUGAGUUGUUUGAUGAUAAAAUUGAUUGAUGAUCACGUAUGGUGUCUUCAGAAAAUUUAUGACUUCUUGUUUUAUUGAUACAUAUAUAUGUUUAACAGACUGUGAGAUUAUUAUGUUUUAUUGAUGUUGAAAAUGUGAAACGCAUUGAUUCGCUUUCAAAAUUUUCAAACAUAAAAAUUUUUGACAAACAUGUUUUUAUCGACAGAAGUCAAUUAGAGUAAGUUUAUAAAUUCCUUUUUAUCACAUUUUCGGUAAAAACUUGAAGUUUUGAUCAGGAAAUUUCAAGACUUAUAAGAUUAAGCUUCAAAUAGAAUUUCCGCUGAUGAUAAACUAAUGAAGCAGUAAAUUUAGGAAGUUUGAAGUGUUUUUUGUAGCCAAAACCUGAGCAUGCAUGGUUAAUAUGGAAAGUUCAUAUUAUUUUUUCAAAUGAGCACGAUUCGAAAUAUUCUCGCAUUUGCAUAUCCUAUAACUUUUUCUAUUGUAGCCAUAUUCCAUAUCACAUUUUUAUGUUUCGUUUUCUUGAAAUCUCCGAAAAACUUCAAAUUUUUGAAAUUUCUUUUGAUACAAACUUCAGUACUCGAACUUUUAGUUGGUGGAAUGCUAACUUUUAUUCAAACUCGACUUAUUGCAAGUCAAAUACCAGUCGAAGUUCGAAGUUAUGGAUUUUGUCAAGAUCCGAAAGUAUGUUUCUUGAUUUUCAUGCUACAUCAAACAUUUGGCGGAGCAGUCGAAAUAUCUCUGUGUUUCACAAUUUUCUAUAAAUUUGUAAAAAUCAUAGAUUAUUCAAAAUCACAUCAAAGAAAGUUGAAGUUAUUCUAUUUCAUAUUUUUCAGCCCAUCGAUUUUUAGCUCAGUGAGUUUGUUUCACUGUUUGAUUAUGAUUUAUUUGAAUAUAAGGUUUCAGAUUCUGUCCUGCAUAAUCCUAUUUCGGGAUGAGACCCAACUUCGAUCCCUCGGAAUAAAUAUUCCAGACCCAAGAAAUAUUCCCAGUUCAGGGAUUCUAA
Molecule: messenger RNA, 1679 nt
Organism: Caenorhabditis angaria
Lineage: Eukaryota; Metazoa; Nematoda; Chromadorea; Rhabditida; Rhabditidae
Source: the annotation of a GenBank genome assembly